Messenger RNA from Penicillium alfredii, 2433 nucleotides. Its product is annotated as ATP-binding protein. The coding region runs from base 1 to 2433 and encodes 810 amino acids. NCBI's taxonomy places the organism in Eukaryota, Fungi, Ascomycota, Eurotiomycetes, Eurotiales, Aspergillaceae. The record is from RefSeq and is a predicted model, not a curated record. The transcript is spliced from 9 exons. Gene Ontology annotation, molecular function: ATP binding; ATP hydrolysis activity.
AUGGCAUCGGCGCAGGAGAUUGCAAAGACGUCUUCUUCUCCCUGUCCCCAGGGCUUGACGCCACCGGAUAGCCCAACAAUGGGGUCAGCUGCACCUCACUCUUCCAUGAAGGAUCUGAUGCAUCUCGUUGAUGCGUAUGCAAAGGUGGUGUCUGGUCUUAUCAACCGUGAACCUCCUCCAAACACUCCUGUCACCCAGGACCUGUGCCCACUAGGUCCCGACGUGGUUCGACUGAAGCAGUUACUGGAACGUGCAUCGGUCGAACUCUCUCAGGCAGCCGAGCCAUCUCAGUCUUGCUUUCCCGACAAUGAGCAGGCCGACAAGGUCCAGGUGGCAGAUGCGCUUGACACGCCCAUCUCCCAGGACCAGUCCUCAGCAGGCCUCGAUGUGGUUCGACUGAAGAAGUUGCUGGUGAAACUCAUCCGUGAUAACUAUCCUUCAGUUGAUCUUGAUCCGAUCAGGACUACAUCGGAUGACUACGAAUCGUUUAAGGGGUGGGCCCAGGAAUCGACACCUCAAUUCAAGAAAAUCGUGGAAACCUGGGACAAAGGUGCAUGCAAAUACAAGAUUGCCGAAUCAGUGGAGAGCAGCAAUGACCAGCAUGAUCUUGCUAAGUAUGAAUUCGUUGUCCGCGAACGUAUUGAUCGGAAGUCCGAGGAGGUGACGACAUACAUUGACAUCAAAUCGGAAUGGCUGCGCGAUAUCCUGCGUAGGGUGCUGCAAAACAUCAAGGCAAUUAGUCUGAUGGAGAACGAACCAUCGAUCGAGCAGAAUAUCCUGUUCCAUUUUCUCGCGGAGCUCGAGGAAUGUGCGGAUGGCUUGAAAAAUGACCCGAAGUUUGACAUGAAGCACCUGAAGCAUCUCAGCCUACUCAUCGAGCACCUCAAGCAUACAUAUACUUCCACCUCACAGCGCCUUCAUUCAAUGCUGGAGCAUAGCCAUAUCACCUAUGACCUCCUCUGGGCGCUCUUCAAGCCUGGCUCCCACGUUUUUGCCACGUGCUUCGGCACAGGAGAGCCACGAUGUGUGGUAUUCGAUGCAGGCCAAGAGAUGACUCAAGAUGACAUUACGUUUUUCAAUCUCGAAUGUCGGUUUCUUGAUUAUGAUGGAGUCAGGUUUGGUGAAGCUGGUGUCUUUCUGCGAAUUCUCAAGUACCGUGGAUCAAAGCCAAUCAAGGAACUGGAGGCCUUCCCCAUCUGCUAUUAUCCGAAUCAUGAACAAAUCCGCACAGACCUUAUAAAAAGAGGUCAGAAGUUCUGUGACUUGGCCGGUUCACAUAUCCAGCACUGCAACGGGAGCGCAUUCUUUAUGAAAAACGGAAAGCCUAUUAAACUAAAAAUCAACAGUCGAGUGGGAGUUGACGCAGCCUCUUUCCGAAAAAUGCAGCCGAAUUACUCCCGACCUCGGCUGCAUGAUAUCUGGGCAAAAGAUGGCAUUUCUGUCGUUGACUUGGAUAUACCUUUUAGGAAUGAUCACGAACAAGAAAAAGAGAAAAUGCAGGAAGGCAGUGUCGAUGCCCAUCAAAUGGGUGAGAGCGACUUGCUGAUCUGCUGCCCAACCGUCUGCUGCUUUAUUUUUAAGGAGAAGAUGUUCUUGGAAUGUGCGGUGGGUGCUCUUACGGACGUGCAGUGGUCUCCGGGGUCCUUUGAAUGUCUUAAGAUCCCGUCAAAGACCAAGGAGCUGCUCUCCUCACUGGCCAAAACUCGGCUGGACCUUGUGCCAACUCUCCCUUUUGACGAUAUCAUUGAUGGCAAGGGCCGCGGCCUGAACAUCCUUUUACAUGGUCCGCCGGGUGUUGGGAAGACGUUUACAGUCGAGGCAACUGCAGAGCGGUUCAACCUUCCUCUUUAUUCCAUAUCGGCCGGUGAGCUUGUGGUAGACCAUGGUGAUUCAAAUGCCCUUGAGCAACAACUUGAAACAAUUUUCACCAUUGCCAAGCACUUCAAUGCAGUGCUUCUUUUGGAUGAGGCAGACGCGUUUAUGGAACAGCGUACAUCCUACCACGACAACCACAAUCGCCUCGUGACGGUUUUUCUCCGAAAGUUGGAAUACUACCAAGGCAUUCUUUUCCUCACAACGAAUCGGAUGAUCCAGUUCGAUGAAGCCAUCAUAAGCCGGAUCCAUUUGACCAUCAAAUACCAGGGUCUGACAAGGGAUUUUCGAAGAGAGAUCUGGAAAAACUUAUUGUCCAAAGCACAGACUAUUCAAGGACCCGCCAUAGUUGGCCAUGAUGAGUUGCAGCGGUUAGACAACUUCUCUCUAAAUGGGCGAGAGAUCAAGAACCUUACUUCUAUUGCGCAUGCACUUGCCACAGUCGAUGAACAGCCAGUGAGCUAUAAAUAUUUGGAAAUGGCUGCGGAAUCGAAUGAGAAACUAUCGGAAAAGUUCGGUCAAGAGAGUCAUGUUGAGAGCAUGGGUUUCGAGGUUCCAUAG